CGCGCCACGGUCGUCAGUCGUGUGUCGGACGUGCGGCGUGACGGGUCGGCCGGAAGCGCAGCGUACACAGUGAAGAGGAACAGCUUGGUAGCCGUUUCGAGCGUCACUGGUGUCAUCGUUGUCCGUCCGUCCGUCCUUUCGCUCGUACGUACUUUUGACAACCUGACGCGUCAGCACCGGGAAAAGAGAAGCGUGACGACUACCAUGGCCAGUCUCAGGCAAACACCAUUGACGUGCAGCGGCCACACGAGGCCCGUGGUGCACCUCGCCUUCUCCGACGUCACAGAGUCCGGUUAUUACCUGAUCUCGGCGUGUAAAGAUGGCAAACCCAUGUUGCGACAAGGUGACACUGGAGAUUGGAUCGGUACAUUCGAAGGACACAAGGGAGCGGUAUGGGGUGUAGCAUUAAAUCCACAAGCUACUCGUGCUGCGACAGGAGCAGCUGACUUUAAUGCUAAAGUUUGGGAUGCGAUUAAAGGAGAGGAGGUGCAUUCUUUCCAACAUAAUCAUAUAGUUAAGUCUGUCAACUUCAGUACCGAUUCCAAUCAUCUGUGUACUGCCUCUAAUGAAAAGCUAGUACGCAUUUACGACCUUAAUAAACCAGAAGAAGCUCCACAGAUCUUCUCAGGUCACACAAGUGGUAUUAGGCACGUCACUUUCUUUGAUAACAACUCCGCCUUGGUCACUUGCGCGGACGAUAAGACAUUAAGGGUGUGGGACAGAAAUAGCGGGCAAGAGGUCAAGAGACUAGACUUCCCUGCGAUUCCAAGUUCCAUGGAAGUGUCCAAGGACGGCAAGAUCAUCACUACUACUCACUCGAACAUCGUUACUUUCUGGAAUAGCAAGGAAUUAACGAAGAUAAAAGAGUUCAUGGUGCCCACGCAAGUGAACAGCGCCAGUCUGCAUCCGGAUUGUAGUAUCUUCGUCUGCGGCGGGGAAGAUUUGAAAAUGUACAAGUUCGACUACAGCACUGGCGCGGAGAUAGAGUCGUUCAAAGGACACUUCGGGCCAGUCCACUGCGUACGCUUCUCACCGGACGGUGAACUGUACGCGAGCGGAUCUGAGGACGGUACACUGAGACUAUGGCAGACCACGGUCGGCAAGACCUACGGACUGUGGCGUUGCGUCGAACAGACGCCCGCGAUACAAGAGAACGCCGCCGUGAUCAACAAUAAGCAGGAAGUGCCUGCCAAUUAAAACUAAAAGCCUCGCAGCGAAGCAAGCAAGAAGCUCACCGGACAUACCACAGUUCGCGAACGCGUUCCCCACCCGACGAUCGCCCGAGCGACACGCGGAUACGUCUCUUGGACCAAAAUCGAAGUACGAACGAGCAAACGAAACAUCCGAGCAUCCUUUUUUUUACGGGCCACUUUUGUCCAUCGACGGAAAUUCUUGUAAAUAAUAUAAACGGAUUGUAACGAG
This is a messenger RNA of Dinoponera quadriceps, 1422 nucleotides long. RefSeq names its product serine-threonine kinase receptor-associated protein (gene wmd). Gene Ontology annotation, biological process: spliceosomal snRNP assembly. Gene Ontology annotation, cellular component: SMN complex. The record is from RefSeq and is a predicted model, not a curated record. The transcript is spliced from 5 exons. Bases 205 to 1197 code for a protein of 330 amino acids. Gene Ontology annotation, molecular function: RNA binding; protein binding. NCBI's taxonomy places the organism in Eukaryota, Metazoa, Arthropoda, Insecta, Hymenoptera, Formicidae.